CCCGACCGCGGAGGUGGUGCGCGUUGUUUCUUCGGUUCUUACGACAGUGUCGAGAGGGGUUUUCCGGUUUCCGUCGUCGUCCGGGGUCAUCCUCAACGGGAAUGACGGCCGCCAGGAGCACGUGGUCGUCGGUGCUUCUUCUAUUUAUUAUAGGGCUGAGCUUGCGCGACGCCUUCGCGAAACACCAUCAUAUAAAAUUGAGGCACGAGAGACAUCGUCGACAGCAUGGGGAGAACCAUCAGCCGAGCAGCUUCGUCCUCGACACGGACGAGCCCGACCGUGGAACCUGGGGACCCUGGUCCUCCUCCAGCUCCUGCUCCAGGACCUGCGGGGGCGGUGUCGCUCAUCAGACUAGACAGUGUCUCGACAUAGACGACAGUGGCUACAACAAGUGUACCGGUGCAUCGAGGCGAUAUUUCUCCUGCAACAUCCAGGAGUGCCCCGAAGACGCGAAGGACUUCCGGUCGGACCAAUGCGCCGCGUACAACAGAGUUCCGUUCGAGGGAAUUUAUUAUGAUUGGAUCCCUUACACCGGCGGACCGAACAAGUGCGAAUUGAAUUGCAUGCCGCGCGGCGAGCGUUUCUUCUACAGGCACAAGGCGUCGGUGAUCGACGGCACGCCGUGCGAACCUGAGAAAAACGACGUUUGCGUCGAAGGGAAAUGUAUGCACGUUGGUUGCGACAUGAUGCUGGGAAGCACCGUUCAGGAAGACGCUUGCAGGGAGUGCGGCGGCAACGGUUCCGAUUGCAACACGAUCUCCGGUUUAUUCGAUACCGAUGAUCUCCAAGUCGGGUACAUCGACAUCCUGCUGAUACCGAAAGGAGCAACGAACAUAGUAGUGAGGGAGAUGGAACCAUCGAACAAUUACUUAGCCAUUAGAAACACGACUGGUCACUAUUACCUGAACGGGAACUGGAGGAUAGACUUUCCACGGAGCCUGAAAUUCGUUGGUACAAUAUUCCAUUAUUCGAGAGAUCCGCAAGGUUUCUCGGCGCCCGACAUCAUCACCGCCUUGGGACCGACGUAUGAAGCAAUUUACGUGGUGUUACUUUACCAAGACCACAACGUGGGCGUCCAUUACGAGUACAGUAUGCCGAAGAAAUUCUCCCAUCAGACCGACGCUGACAGCUACACCUGGAUAACCGACGAAUUUUCAAGCUGCAGCGCGACUUGCGGCGGAGGUUUUCAGUCGAGACGAGUGGCCUGCGUGCGAAGAAGGGAUAGUCAACCGGUGGACGAGUCCCUCUGCGAUCCGCUGAUGGAACCAGUUGACACGCAGGGUUGUGGUCAGGAACCCUGUCCACCUGUGUGGAUGGAGGGCGAGUGGGGCCCCUGCAGCAAGCACUGCGGCGAGAAAGGUGAACAGAGCAGAGAGAUCAAAUGCGAGCAAGUCAUCUCCAGUGGGAUUGCCUCGGUGGUGGACGACAGUCAGUGUCUGGACAGUGUGGGGCCCAAAGGGCCCACCAACCAGGAGUGCAACAGAGAGGUGGAGUGCCCACAGUUCCACAUAGGACCUUGGAAACCGUGCGAUCAUCUGUGCGGACCUGGGAAGCAAACGAGGAAAGUGACGUGUUACAAGAAGAUGGAGGGGAAGAUUCAAGUGUUGGAGGACGAAGCUUGCGAAGAAGAGGUCCCGGAGCGUGAGAUGCCUUGCGAGCUGAGACCUUGCGCCGGCCUCGACUGGGUCACGUCGGAUUGGAGUGGUUGCGACGACAAAUGCGGACUCACUCGGGAGACGAGGACGGCUCAGUGCGCCACGCAAGAUGGCACCGUUUAUCCCGACGACAAAUGCGACUCGGAGAAGAAGCCCAAACUGGCGCAAACGUGCGAGAGCACCAAGGAAUGCGAGUUCCUGUGGUUCAGCAGUCAGUGGAGUUCCUGUUCGGCGAAAUGUGGAUCCGGCGUGCAGACGCGCAAGGUGUUCUGCGGCACGUUCGACGACGAAACGGUGAAGAAAGUGCCGGUUGAAAAAUGCGACGCCAGCAAGAAAUUCAACGACACGAAGAACUGCACAGCCGAGGAAGAGUGCAAAGGUGAAUGGUUCGCUGGUCCAUGGAGCAAGUGUUCGAAACCGUGCGGCGGAGGCACCAUGAUCCGCAAGGUGAUUUGCAUGAAGGACAACGUUACGGCCCCUGUGAAGAACUGCGACUCCAGCGCGAUCAUGUUCUCGUCCGAGGACUGCAACAAGCAACCGUGCGAGGAAGACGAGGUGAUACCGGUCGAGUUGGAGAAGAUCAAGGAUCUGGCCGAGGAGGAUGAUGAAUGCGAAGUGUACGAGGACGAGGACUUCGUAACCGUCUCGUCCAGCCUCGCACCAGGCGAUGAGAAAUCUAGUAAAAUGGUCGAGCUGACCGAGGCCACUCCCCUAAGUUCGCCGGAUGCUGAAUCGUUCACCAGCGACGACGAGAAAAUGCAAGGCGAUGCUGCUUACACCAGGGGCGACAUAACGCCCUGGGAUAUCGUCGAGGGAAGCGGCACCUAUUAUGAGCAUUUCUACACCGAGUCUGAAGUGGUGGGAUUCGAGACUAUAUUCGAUGGCAGUGGAUCGGACGAUGGAGACUUCACGCCGGUGUCCGGAAUCACGGAACCCACCGAUGCCACGGAAUCUGGCGCCACGGAAGAAACCGACGACGGAUCGACCAAAGAUUCGUCCGAAACAUCGACCGCUGAAUCAGUGACGGAAGAGAGCACAGUAUCGGGCGAAACGGAAGUGACCGAGUCUGGAGCGACGGAAGAAACUAUGGAAUCGGAAACUCCGGACUCGAGCGGCCCGACGUCCGAGUCGCCGGAAACCACAGUCUCUUCGGAGACAGAGGUCACUCCAGUCUCAGGGGAGACUACGGAAUCCGCGGAAACGGAGGUGACUAGUUCCACAGAGUCUACGGAAUCUGCCCCAACUACGUCCGAAUCCGAAAGUAAAUCUACGGACGAGAGCGUGUCGUCAGAAGAGUCGACCAUAGCUGGGACCACUGUCGAGACGUCCACGUCCUCUGAUGUAUCCGGUGAAACAACGGAGGGAGGAUCGACUGUGUCGGGUGAAACUACAGAAUCAGGUGCUACGGAGCCAACAAUGUCGACCGACGUCUCGGUUACGGAGGGGUCCACCGAGUCUGGACCCACGGAAGCCACCGAAACUACCGAGUCUGGGGCAACUACAGAGUCUGGACAGACCACUGAAGCUGGAAUGACCACAGAGUCUGGUCAAACUACGGAGUCGGGUCAAACUACCGAGUCUGGUCAAACUACCGAGUCUGGUCAAACUACCGAGUCUGGUCAAACUACCGAGUCUGGUCAAACUACCGAGUCUGGUCAAACCACCGAGUCUGGUCAAACUACCGAGUCUGGUCAAACCACAGAGUCUGGUCAAACCACAGAGUCUGGUCAAACUACCGAGUCUGGUCAAACUACCGAGUCUGGUCAAACCACCGAGUCUGGUCAAACUACCGAGUCUGGUAUGACUACCGAAUCUGGUCAAACUACCGAGUCUGGACAGACCACCGAAGCUGGAAUGACCACAGAGUCUGGUCAAACUACCGAGUCUGGUAUGACAACCGAAUCUGGUGAAACUACCGAUUCUGGUAUGACGACCGAGUCUGGUCAGACCACCGAAUCGGGCGAAACAACAACAGAAGGGACAACAGUGUCUGGAGAGACCACAGAAUCGGGAGCAACAACCGAGUCUGGAGAAACCACAGAAUCUGGAGCCACGACGGAGUCUGGAGAGACGACAGAGUCUGGUGCAACCACCGAAUCGGGCGAAACAACUGUCUCCGGAGCGACGGACACCACCGUGUCCGGACUGACGACAUCCACCGAGGAAGAGGAGUCCGAAAUGACCGAGAAAUCGAGCAUAUUCGACAUCUGGACGACCAUCAGUCCGGAAGGAACGACACGCAAGCACCGCGUGUGCAAGAUUCCCAAGAAGAAGAGCUGCAAAACCAAACCGUACGGCUGUUGCUAUGACGGAAUCACUGCAGCCGUGGGUCCGUUCGGUCAGGGUUGCCCUACUCCGCAUACUUGCAACGAGACCAAGUAUGGUUGCUGCCCUGAUGGCGUAUCGCCUGCCACCGGUGCGGACAACCAAGGAUGUCCGGAGUCUCACUGCGACGAAACGCUGUUCGGUUGCUGUCCCGACGGAGUCACCCCCUCCGAGGGCAACGAUAUGGAGGGAUGCACGAAACCAUGCGUCGAGUCAGAGUUCGGAUGUUGUCCGGACAACGAAACCGCGGCGAGCGGGAAGGACAAUCUGGGCUGCUGCAACGUCACCGAAUUCGGGUGCUGUCCCGAUGGAAUCAAGGCAGCUUCCGGGCCAGACGGAGAGGGUUGCGAGGAGGAGAUUACUUCCGUCACUCCUAUCACGGAGGAAUACGAAACUACGACCGCUGUCCUGGAGGAUUGCGCGAAUUCGACCUACGGAUGCUGCCCGGACAACGUCUCGGCCGCCAUCGGACCAAACUUCGAUGGAUGCGGAGUUAUCAAUACGGAGAACUGCACUCUGUCGUACUUUGGAUGCUGUCCCGAUGGGGUCUCACCUGCUCUGGGACCGAGCAACUAUGGCUGCCGUAUGGCGUGCGAGAACAGCACUUACGGUUGCUGCGAAGACGGCGUUACACCGGCUCACGGCCAUAACAGAGAGGGUUGCUGCUUGUCGACGGAGUACAAGUGCUGUCCGGACAACGUGUUGCCCGCGCGUGGACCAAACUUCUACGGUUGCGGUUGCGCGUACACGCGAUUCGGUUGUUGUCCGGAUAAUGCCACCGCGGCGCGUGGUCCUAACAACGAGGGAUGCGGCUGCGAGCACACCCCUCACGGCUGUUGCCCCAACCGCUUCACACCGGCCACUGGACCGAGCUACGAGGGAUGUUCUUGUUACACUUAUCAGUUCGGGUGUUGCCCCGACGGCGUCACCAUCGCCAAAGGACCUCACGGACAAGGCUGCGGAUGCGAGAACGCCCAGUACAAAUGCUGCUCCGAUGGCAGAACACCGGCCAAGGGGCCGAACUUCGCCGGAUGUACUUGCGAUGCCUCGAAGUAUGGAUGUUGCACCGACGGGGUUGAGGAGGCGCAGGGCGAGAACUUCGAGGGCUGUCUCACGGUUCCGUCGACCCCAGGAAUCGCCUGCGGGCUGGAACGAGACAGAGGUUCGUGCAGAGAGUUCUCCGUCAAGUGGUACUUCAAUACGGAUUACGGUGGCUGCUCGCGAUUCUGGUACGGGGGCUGCGAGGGCAACGAUAAUCGAUUCAAGACUCAGGAAGAAUGCAAGGAGGUGUGCGUUCAGCCGAAAGGAAGAGACGCCUGCUAUUUACCAAAAAUAUCUGGACCCUGCGAGGGCUACUUCCCUACAUGGUACUACGACUCUGGCAGGAAACAGUGCGGCCAAUUCGUCUAUGGCGGUUGUCUCGGCAAUGCAAACAAGUUCAAGACGAGGGAAGAGUGCGAAGAGCUGUGCGUUGUUCCUGACGAUCUGGAUCCCUGCGAACAAACCAAGGAACCAGGACCCUGCGAGGGCAACUUCACCAGGUGGUUCUACAACGCCGAGUCGCAAGCGUGCGAGCAGUUCAGGUACGGCGGAUGCAAAGGCAACGACAACAACUUCGCCACGGAAGUUGCUUGCCACCAACAGUGCCUGCAACCUGGAGGCAGACGAGAUAGUUGCUUGCUGCCUCGAGCCGAGGGUAACUGUGGGGAGAAGCAGUCUCGAUGGUACUUUGACCAGUCGGAGAAUCGAUGCAUGCCAUUCUAUUAUACCGGGUGCGAUGGAAAUAAAAAUAAUUUCGAAUCUAGGGACGCAUGCGAGUCCGAUUGCCCGGCUAAAAUCGAACAAGACAUCUGUCUUUUGCCCGCGCUUCUCGGCGAAUGCCACAACUACACUCAACGAUGGUAUUACGACUCGUACGAGCAACAAUGUAGACAGUUUUACUACGGCGGUUGCGGUGGAAAUUCGAACAAUUUCGAGAGCGAGCACGAUUGUCUAGGCAGGUGUCAAACCGCCCUCACCACGCCUGCGACUCCGGUAGACGUCGAAUUUAGACCAGACUUCUGUUUCUUACCCGAGUCGCACGGUCCGUGCUCCGACAAUCGCGUAAAAUGGUUCUACGACAGCAGAGACGGGGUUUGCAAACAGUUCAGGUAUGGCGGCUGCCAGAGCAACGGGAACAACUUCAACAGCAAGGAGGAAUGCGAAUAUCGAUGCGGGGAUGUUCAAGAUCCCUGCAGCCUGCCAAAGGUUAUCGGUCCUUGCAAUGGCUUCGACAGACAGUUCUACUACGACCACCGAACGGAUGCUUGCUACGAGUUCGAGUAUAGCGGCUGUCAGGGUAAUAAGAAUCGCUUCCAGGACAGAGAUUCCUGCGAGACGAAGUGCAGACGCCGUGUGGUAACUGAGCAAGCACCUUCGAACGCCAUUGUUACACCACACCCGUACCCCGAACACGCCACGAAGAGUCCGAUUUGUUACGUACCCGUUGAUCCUGGCUCUUGCAACAACGACAUCACCGCCUAUUAUUACGACGCGAACAGCCAGGUGUGCCAGGCGUUCGUUUAUGGCGGCUGCGAAGGAAACGCCAACAGAUUCCAGACGGAGGAACAGUGUGAACGCCUUUGUGGAAAAUUCCAGGGACAGAACGCGUGCAAUAUGUUAGCGGAUCCUGGCGAAUGCAGGGGAUCCUUCCUGAAAUACUUCUACGAUUCAGCUACUCGUACCUGUCGCGAGUUCGUAUACGGCGGAUGCGAAGGAAACGCGAACAGAUUCAGCACGAUGGCCGAAUGCGAGUCGAUCUGCAUACAUCACGAGGAGCCCGUGCCAGCAGGAAACGACACUAGUGUUUCUAAUCUGUCGAUCUGUAAAGAACCGGUGGACAGCGGGUCGUGCACUUCGGAAUUUGCAAUCAAACGAUUCUACUUCGACGAGGAAUAUCAAACCUGUCGAGCGUUCAUUUACACCGGAUGCGGUGGCAAUCGUAACCGAUUCAAGACCUUCGAAUCUUGCAUUCACAGUUGCCUCAAGACUACCAACGAGAUCGACGUGGACUCCGGAAAGGACGCGAAGAACCUUUGCGCGGAGGCCAACGAGGAAUGCAACAUUAUUCGUUGUCCUUACGGCAAGGAGGCCUUCGUGGACUCUCAGGAUUGCGAACGAUGCCGCUGCGUGGAUCCUUGCAGGACACAAAUUUGUCCCGAUGGUACCAGGUGCACGAUCACCCUGGUCGCCGCCAAGGAUGGCACCGAGUACAAGGCCAUCUGCAGAUCUACCACGAAAUCAGGACGCUGUCCAAAGGUGUCGAACAACACCAGGUGCGAGCAGGAGUGCGCCACGGACGCAGAUUGCUACGGAGAAAUGAAAUGUUGCGACAUUGGCUGCGGCACUGCCUGUUUGGAACCAGCCGCUGAAGAACCCUCGACGACCACCCUGAGGACGUGGGUCACCUCCCCUCCAGCUGGCACGGAACCAGCCUCGAUUCGACAACCGGAAGAGCCCCACGUCAAUGCCCAGGAAGGCGCUUACGUCACAUUUAAGUGCGAAGCGCUAGGAAACCCCCAACCGACCAUCACUUGGAGAAAGGACACGACUUUGAUCGGUCCUUCAGAGAACAGGCGUCGCAUAUUGCUCGACGGGUCCCUGCAGAUUGUCAAUCUGUACAGAUACGACAGCGGGACUUAUGUCUGUACAGCUGACAAUGGCUUAGGGCCACCGGUCAGAGCAGAGUACCAACUUAUGGUAACAGAGCCACGCGUAAUAUCCGCCGCCAUAAUCGGGGAGCCCGACACUCGCGUGACGGUCACGAUGAACUCGCCGAUAGCCCUCCAUUGUUACGCGAUGGGCUGGCCAAGGCCAUCCGUCACCUGGUGGCGAGGUGUCCACAUGUUGCCGUUGACGUCGGACAUCUACGAACAGGACUCCGAUUAUACUCUGUUGAUUCGAACGGUGACGCUUCCUACUCUCGGUAUCUACACCUGCCAAGCGUUCAAUGCCAUUGGCAGAGCAGCGUCCUGGUCGGUGACCUUGCAAGCGAUUGGUCCCGUUCAUAAUGUCAAACCAGAGUACGAGCAGUACACCCAGUACCUGGUCCAGCCUCCUAGAAAGUCUGUCGAGGAGAAACCUCAGUAUCCUUACAAGCCCAACAGACGACAGAACCUAACACAAGUCUACCUGCCCAUUAACACAUCCACACAGUUCCCUACCGCGACUCCUCUGCCUGGAAACAUCAGUCUGAAUCUUGGGUUCAACAGGUUCCAAGUUCCUGUCAGCGUCAAUAUAUCGGUGGUCCAAAAUCAGUUCCCCGAGGGUAGCGACAUCAGCAUCGCCUGCAACGUCGACGGCUAUCCUGCCCCUCGAGUCACGUGGUACAAGGACAACGAGCUGAUCCAUGCUAGCAAUCGAAUUCAAAUUUCUGAAGUGAACAGACUGGUGAUCAGCGACGCGAACCGAGAGGAUUCCGGCGAAUAUCGCUGCGAAGCCAACAACGAUAUCUCGUCAGCCACCGAUAGCGUUCACAUACAAGUUGCUGGAAUUUUCAUCCACCCGAACUGCCAGGACAACGCGUUCUUCGCGGACUGCGGCCUGAUCGUGAAGGCGAAGUAUUGCACGCACAAAUACUACGCGAAAUUCUGUUGUCGAUCUUGUACCGAGGCUGGACAGCUGCCCUCCAGGGGCCCUCACCUGAGCAACUCCAGGAGGAGGCGAAGGCACAUCCUGAAGAUGCUCGUUUAAAACGCGAAACUCGACGGUUCGGUAAUUUCCGGUGUGCCCGGCGCGAGCAGCGACCACGAUCGGGCAAAGACAUCGACUUAAUCGAGGGUAUGCGAACGAAACGUCAUCGAGGACGCCGCAUAAUCGACGUUAAUUCACUGCCAAAGCCUUAGAACGUCUAUACAUAGGUAUCUUAAUAUAUUAAGCAACAGCGGGACGGAGGGACGACUCCCACGACUGUCGUCGCUGUCUCUUUCGAACGUCGUCAUCCAUGUAUAUACGAUCUGACGCUGAAUCCUAGUCGGUCGAAGCCAUAUUAGGCGGGUUAACCUCGAAAGGUGCUCGUUCGAUAAUUUUUCUUUUCUUUUCAUCGGGUCGUUCCACGAGUCCUUGCGCACGAAAGAACAUCUUCCCUCUAAUUUAUCUUUAAAUUAACUCCUAAAGAUUUCAACUCUCGAAUUUCGUUAUUUAAAUCUAACGUCGACACGAUCAAUUUCACGCACGUUCGUUCUCAACUGAAAAUUAUUCGCAACGACUUCUGAAACGAUCCAAUAACCAACGUUGACCGCGUCUCCGGAAUUCCGCGACGAGAUAGAAAUUCGAAUGCAGUUUGCAUAGAUCACCCAGUUAGGCAACCUCGUCGCGACCGGGCGGAGAAUUUGGAAUUUUUACAUUUGAUAAAACAGCAUAGAGUUCCACGAUUCCGGAGGGGUCGGUCACAGUCGACGACGCGACCAAUUUUUCUCGUGCAUCGCUUGCGUAGCUUUGCGAAAUUGAAAACACACGCACGCCAGGGGAACAAGAAACGUCGCUAAAUCAGCGUUCGAUGACUUAGGGGCUCUGGCCAUCCUUUGUUUUUCUUUUUUCGAAACGGGGGGGAGGAACGAGCGACAGAGGAGGGGGAAACUUGUACCUAUUUGUAUGAAGCAUAUACGCACGUUACGUUGUACAAUAUAAAUAGUUUGUUACGCAAUAUGCCAUUUAUAUACUCUAUGAUACUGUUAUCACUUAUUCCUUAUCGAUACUCGGACGUAUUGCCAUAGCAUGUACCGCCACCAAAUAGUUCUCGAUCAUCGAAUCGAACGACGUGGAUCGCAAAGGUGCAACGUCGCCGCGGUUCUGGCUUCGAUGGCUUUCGAUGAGCAAAAAAAUUCUACUAAAGUUCCAAAACGAGGCGAGGCUUUCGAACGGAUUUCGGUUGCAUCUUUGCACGAUUUACCGCGAGGCUGCGCCGACGCAAUUCUCUUCGCGAACGAUCGGUUUUUAGCGCUGAAACCGCGUCAUAUGGGCAUAUUAACGUGUUGCAUUUAUAUAUUUGUUCCUGAACAUUUUAAUCGUAAUGUUAAACUACGUACUGUUACUAUGUAUACUGUAUCAUCUAUCGUGAAACUUUGACGACCGGGGGCUGAGAAUACUCCAGAUAUUCUGGCGCCUUUAUAUAAUUUUCUCGAAUUUUUAAAAUAAAAAUUUCAAAUUUUUUUAAUUCAUCAGAGAAUGGAUCGCAGAUAAUGUAUUUAAAUUUUCGUAUCGAUAACGUGAAUGGUUUCCGUGUAAUAAAAUCGAAAACGAAUCGAUACGUGCACCGCUCUGGAGACUUCAACGCGUGGACGAACGGUGUGCAUCGAACUCUAUUUUUUCUCCGGGCACUAUGAGCAUCCAAGAUGGCAAUUGCAAGGGCUGGCGAUCUGUACUCUCAUCCCCGUGCGUCACGGAAAUAUCAGUAGCUCGUAGCGUAUCAGGAUUCCGAAGGGAAAGGUACCAAAAGCAUUUAAUAUAUCGUAAGCGUAAGUUUCACUCGAUCAGUUCGAAUCGAAAGAAUCCACGGAACCGUAGGGAAGGACUAUUUCUUCUUUCAUCUUAUCGUUUCAGUCACAGUAAAUGACAGUGCCUUAUUAGACGCCCUUCGAAAGUGUCGGGGAAAGAGUGCUAAAUAUAAAUUUACAUACAGAUACUGUUUAGUGUAAAUAGAAACACGUAGUGUAACGGGCAAAACGAACAAUUCCUCUCGCGGUGUUCGCUCGGAACGAUCGUAGAACGCGUUUCGAAUUCAGACGAUCGCGAAGCAUUGAAUUACGAGGACUAGAUUCCAUCGAUUUGAUUUCCUUUCGCUCUCACGAUCCUUCGUUUUGUACGUUCGAACGACAUGUCGUGCAUUUGAAACGGUUCAAAAUUAUGACAAUCCGACGAAACAAUGAUGCAUAUCAACGAAGAAAAAUUCGAGCGUGAUUUGUGUGUACUGUACUUCGAAUUUAUGAUUUAUUCGCUCGGGGGAAUCUCGGGCCGAACGAUAACGAUAUUGAGUACUCUUCUCCUCCGUACUCCUCUAGAUCUGACCAAACUAGACAUUACACGAUUGUAACGGAUAUGUUGUAACGUAGCGACACGACUAUCUAGUAAAUGUAUAAAUAGUUUACAUAGUUUAGAUAUCCUACUGAUCGCAUAUCGAGCGUAGAUGGACAUGUAUCGUUCUUACCUGGACGAUGUUGAUUUUAAGGAACGAAAGGUACGCAGUAAACGUCAUUUCAGUAGAUUCUCUCUAUUCUAUAGUAAAUAAUUUAUAUUUCUACCGUGUGAUUUAAGUCUGUACAAUGCCCUAUAUCCACUUACUAUUACACUAGAGAUGUAUAUAAUUCUCACUAUCACGUACUAAUUGUUAACGUAUCUUAUGGGGCACUAACAACUUCCUCGCAGAGACUCCAGCGUCCGUAGAAACGAUCGUGACCGUUGAUUCGUUAGUUUUGUGUCGUCACCUUCCGGGAAUCGGUUCUAUUCGCAGCUUGAAUUUUAAAUCGUCGCAAAUUUUAACGAGUGAGACACCGCUAGCAGUGAUAAUCGUGAAAUAGUUGUACAAAAAUAGUCGAAACGUUUAAGAUAAAUAUAGCACAAAUUACUUCUACGAGAAUACUUUAGCCUUCGUUUUGCAAUCUCGAUUAGGAAGUGCAGGUUCGAAUCGGUUAUAAAUAUAAAUAUAUUUUCUAUUCUGUACUCCAUCGUUUGUUUUGAUUUUCAGAAAUCGUCGUUUUUCGAUUCCCGUAGGGUAAGACUUCGCGAGAACGUGGAACACACCUCGCGUACAAUUCGCGAGCAAGUUUUAUGGGAUGCUUUUCGUAGUUUUUUGUAUUUUUGCAUAACGGUUCGACCACCUAUCCACCCUUCCCAGGACAGAUCCUUAGAUCUUCGAAGAUCGUUCACGAUCAUCGCUACGGACACCGACGAAUGGUUCAAGCGUUUCGCGAGAAAGACAAUUGCCAAAAAAGAUUAAAAAGGAAAAAAAAAAGCAGAAAGAGAAUGAAAAUAAAUUAAUCACUUAUUCGUGUCUCCAGUGUAUUAUCUAUACGUGCAUAGUUCAUCGCAACAGUGCUAAAGAUUUUAGUGAGUGUAUUUGUAACUGUAAGUAUCUUAGGUAAUGAUUAAUAUAAUAUAAUAUAUAUAAUUAUAAAAUAAAGGUAGACAUAAAGGAA
Molecule: messenger RNA, 12151 nt
Organism: Colletes gigas
Lineage: Eukaryota; Metazoa; Arthropoda; Insecta; Hymenoptera; Colletidae
Gene: Ppn
Product: papilin
Exons: 39
Coding region: 102-8711 (2869 amino acids)
Biological process (GO): extracellular matrix organization
Cellular component (GO): extracellular matrix; extracellular region
Molecular function (GO): metalloendopeptidase activity; serine-type endopeptidase inhibitor activity
Source: RefSeq, a predicted model, not a curated record